AAAGUUGAUAUGAUUUGUAUUGGACAUGCCUGAGCAAGCUACCAAAUUACAAAUAGAAGAAAAUGAAAUUUGCAAAUAUGGCUGCUUUUGAAGAAUCAAAGGACGAUAUGAAUAUCUGGAUAUUCUUUUCGCAGUCUUCUACAACCAUAUUCUUGCAUGAGUAUUCUGCUUCUUUACACUUGAUUAUGAUAAUAGUUUUAUCCAUUUCCUGGGCUUCCAAGAGACACGAGGCACCUAUCCUUGAGAAUUCCAAACCAAUGUUGAAGAAUACAUACUUGUACUAUUUGUCAGCCCUGAUAUGUUGUCUCGGUUUGUCUUCUUGUGAUCUUCUCCUAUGCAUGUUAAACUACCUCUCUGGGUAUCGACAUGGUUGGUCUGAUCUAAAACGUGCUGCACAAGUGGAUUUAGCAUUCAGAACACUCACUUGGUUUGUGAUAACUGCUUACUUGCACACCCAAUUUUUCAAUUCAAGGGAGCACAGGUUCCCCAUUCUAGUAAGGGUUUGGUUCGCCUUCUACUUCCUAAUGUCUUGUGCAUAUCUUAUUAUACAUCUUGGUUUAUAUUCGAAACAUUCGUCCUUAUCAUCCCUGCUAUGGGUCUCUGAUGUUGUAUCCAUUAUCGUUGUUUUAUUAUUUUGUUAUCUUGGGUUGUUUGGCAAGGGGCAAAAAGAUGAAAAUCUCCAUCUUUUGGAACCUCUUUUAAAAAAUAGUUUUAGCCGAAAUAAUGGUGACAACAGACAAGGAUUAAGUGUUGGUGGCGAGAGUGUCACUCCUUAUGCAAAUGCCAAUCUUAUAAGUUUUUUUACUUUUGCUUGGAUGGGCCCUUUGCUUGCACUUGGGUAUGAAAAAACACUAGACCUUGAAGAUGUUCCUCAGCUUGCCAAUUGUGAUAGUGCCAAUGUGGUCUUUUCUCAUUUUAGAAAGAAACUUGAAUUUGAUGGUAAUGAUGGUCAGGUAACUACUUUUAAGCUGGUGAAGGCAUUGAUUCUCUCCACUUGGAAAGAGAUUUUAUGGACAGCUCUACUCUCUAUUAUAUGGACAUUGGUUUCUUAUGUUGGACCAUACCUUAUUGAUACCUUUAUUCAGUAUCUCAAUAGCCCUCACCAACUAAAAUAUAAAGGAUAUGUGCUAGUGUAUAUUUUCUUUCUUUCAAAGCUCAUAAAUUGUCUCUCAGAGAGGCACUUGUUCUUUCAAUUGCGAAAGAUGGCAAUUAGGGUUCGUGCUGUUUUGUUCUCAAUAAUUUAUAGGAAGGGUCUCAUGCUUUCAAGCCAAUCAAAGCAGGUCCACACUAGUGGGGAGAACACUAAUUUGAUGAGUGUUGAUGUUGAGAGAAUUGGUUUCUUUUGUUGGUACAUGCAUGAUAUAUGGAGGGUGCCUGUUCAGAUUGUUUUAGCAUUGUUGAUCUUGUACAAGAGCCUUGGGCUUGCUUCACUUGCAGCUAUUGUUGCUACAAUGAUUUUGAUGUUAGCAAAUGUUCCAAUAGUAAAACUACAAGAGAAAUUUCAAGAGGAAUUGAUGGAUUCAAAGGAUAGAAGGAUGAAAGUAACAUCUGAAGCUAUAAGGAAUAUGAGGAUUCUCAAGCUCCAAGGCUGGGAGAUGAAGUUUUUGGCUAAGAUAAUUGAACUCAGGAAUUUUGAAUCAAGAUGGUUAAAAAAAUUACUUUAUACAUCAGCUAUUAGUGCCUUUGUCUACCUUUCUGCUCCCAUGUUUGUAUCCAUGGUUACUUUUUGGUUUUGUAUCCUUAUGGGAAUUCCUUUAGAGUCGGGAAAGAUUUUGUCUGCACUCGCAACUUUUGAGAUAUUACAAGAGCCCAUUUAUACUCUUCCAGACACAAUCUCCAUGGUAGUUCAGACUAAAGUUUCUCUCAAUAGGGUAGCAUCAUUUCUUUGUCUCGAUGAUCUUUGUCUGAAUAUAGUACAAAAGCUUCGAAGAGAUGAUACGAACGUUACAGUUGAGAUAGUCAAGGGUAAUUUUUCUUGGGAUCUCCAUUCCCCAAAUCUCACAUUAAAGGAUCUUAAUUUUCAAGUAUAUCAUGGUAUGAGAGUGGCUGUUUGUGGUUCUGUUGGGUCAGGCAAGUCAAGCUUGCUUUCAUGCAUAUUGGGGGAAGUGCCAAAAGUAUCUGGAUCCAUUAAGUUGAAUGGGACAAAAGCCUAUGUUGCACAAGUACCUUGGAUACAGAGUGGUAAAAUAGUAGACAAUAUAUUGUUUGGUAAGGAGAUGGACAAGGAAAAAUAUGAAAUGAUUCUUGAAGCAUGUUCAUUGAAGAAGGACCUAGAAUUGUUUGCCUUUGGUGAUCAGACUAUCAUAGGGGAGAGGGGGAUUAACCUGAGUGGUGGACAGAAGCAAAGAAUCCAGAUUGCACGUGCUUUAUAUUAUGAUGCUGAUAUUUAUCUGCUUGAUGAUCCUUUUAGUGCUGUGGAUGCUCACACUGGAACUCAUCUUUUUAAGGAGUGUUUGUUGGGAAUUUUAGGUUCAAAAACAGUACUUUACGUUACCCACCAAGUAGAGUUUUUACCUUCUGCUGAUCUUAUCCUGGUUAUGAGAGAUGGAAGGAUUACUCAAGCAGGAAAGUACGCAGAAAUUCUUAGCUCAGGAACUGACUUUAUAAAAUUAGUGGGUGCACAUGAGAAAGCUUUGGUAGACUUCAACUAUGUUAAACAUGAGACUAUGGACAAUUUAAUUAAUGGUGAGGAAGAUGGUAUUAUACUGGGUAACGAGAAUUCUAUUCAAGAUGAUGAGGAAAGAGAAUUAAAAAACAAUGAAACAGAAAAAUUGGUUGAGCCAGAAGGACAACUUGCCCAAGAAGAAAAGAGAGAAAAGGGCGGAAUUAGUCUUUCAGUUUAUUGGAAUUAUGUUACUUCAGCAUAUAAAGGGGGUUUUGUACCACUGAUAUUAUUAGCACAAAUUCUUUUUCAGCUUUUCUUAAUAGUCAGUAGUUACUGGAUGGUAUUGUCUACUCCCGUUUCGAAGGAUAUGAAGCCUGAUGUUAAAGGAUCCACUCUCAUCUUUGUUUUUUUUGCUUUGAUCCUUGGAAGCUCCCUUUGUGUACUUAUAAGGUCCAUGCUUGUUGUAACUGCUGGAUACAAGACAGCCACUAUGUUUUUCAACAAAAUGCAUAUGUGCAUUUUUCGUGCCCCCAUGUCAUUUUUUGAUUCUACUCCAAGUGGAAGGAUUCUAAAUCGGGCAUCCAUAGAUCAAAGUGCAGUUGAUACCUCUAUACCACAUCAAAUUGAAUCAUUUCUUAUGUCAACCAUAGCUUGUCUGGGAACUAUUGUAGUAAUGUCACAGGUGGCAUGGCAAAUGUUAAUAGUUUUUAUUCCGAUGAUUGUGACAUGCAUCUGGUACCAGCAAUAUUACAAAGCAGCAGCACGAGAAUUGUCCCGAUUGUUUGGAGUAUGCCAGGCUCCAAUUAUUCAACAUUUUUCUGAAUCUUGUUUAGGUUCAACCACAAUCAGAUGCUUCAAUCAAGAAGAGAGGUUUAUGGAAACAAACCUCAAGCUGGUGGAUGGGUAUUCCCGACCCAAAUUUCAUUUCUCUGGUGCAAUGGAGUGGUUAUGUUUCCGUAUGGAUAUAUUAGCAUCCAUCACAUAUGCCGUCUGCUUGAUUUUAUUGAUCUCAGUGUCGAAGGGAUUACUCAGUCCUGGUAUUUUGGGUUUAGUAGUCACAUAUGGGCUUAGUUUCAGUAUGCAUGCGGUUGUAUGGGAUCUUAAUAGACUUGAGACUAAAAUCAUAUCCGUUGAGAGAAUACUACAGUACAUUUGCAUCCCUAGUGAAGCUCCUUUGUUGGUAGAAGAAAAUAGGCUUGAUCGUCAAUGGCCAUCACAAGGGAAAAUUGAUAUUGUUGAUCUGCAGGUCCGGUAUGCCCCACACCUUCCUCUUGUCUUGCGAGAUGUCACAUGCACUUUUCCUGGAGGGAUGAAGAUUGGAAUUGUUGGACGAACGGGAAGUGGUAAAUCAACUCUCGCACAUGCUCUAUUUCGCAUGCUUGAACCUACAUCCGGUCAAAUUUGGAUAGAUGGUAUCAACAUUUCUCAAAUUGGCCUUCAUGACUUGCGGUCAAAAUUGAGCAUCAUCCCACAAGACCCAACAAUGUUUGAGGGGAGUCUAAGAAGCAAUCUUGACCCACUUGAAGAAUACACUGAUGAACAAAUCUGGGAGGCUUUAGACAAAUGCCAGCUUGGGGAUAAAGUUAGAAAGAACGAGGGGAUGCUUGAUUCUGUAGUGACUGAGAAUGGAGAGAAUUGGAGCAUGGGUCAAAGACAACUGGUCUGUUUGGGCCGGGUAUUACUCAAAAGGAGCAAAGUGUUAAUACUUGAUGAAGCUACUGCAUCAGUGGAUACUGCGACUGACUAUUUGAUUCAGCAAACGCUUAGGUUACACUUCUCAGGGUCUACUGUCAUUACAAUCUCACAUAGGAUGACAUCAAUUCUUGAUAUCGAUAUGGUCCUAUUUCUCGAUAAUGGCCUUGUACUGGAAUAUGAUUCUCCAGCCAAAUUGCUAGAUAUCAAGUCCUCAUCAUUUGCAAAGCUUGUUAAGGAGUAUACUCAAAGAUGUAGUUCCUAGUUUUUGAAAAGCUAAUUGGUGAGUUUUGAAUGUUUGGAUGUCAGCAAGUUGCAUUAGACUGAGGUGUAUUAUUAUUUUGACUGACAAUUUUUUUGGGAGAAGAUAGUAGAAUAGAUAUCGAGGCUACCUAUAAUAAUUUGAGUUGGCAUUGACAUGCCAUUGAAGUAUUAGGGAUAGAAAAGAAGAUGAGAGGG
Messenger RNA from Telopea speciosissima, 4756 nucleotides. RefSeq names its product ABC transporter C family member 3-like. The record is from RefSeq and is a predicted model, not a curated record. The transcript has 10 exons. Gene Ontology annotation, cellular component: plant-type vacuole; vacuolar membrane. Lineage: Eukaryota; Viridiplantae; Streptophyta; Magnoliopsida; Proteales; Proteaceae. Gene Ontology annotation, molecular function: ATP hydrolysis activity; ATP binding; ABC-type transporter activity. Bases 63 to 4562 code for a protein of 1499 amino acids. Gene Ontology annotation, biological process: transmembrane transport.